Molecule: messenger RNA, 1670 nt
Organism: Metschnikowia bicuspidata var. bicuspidata NRRL YB-4993
Lineage: Eukaryota; Fungi; Ascomycota; Pichiomycetes; Serinales; Metschnikowiaceae
Gene: CHL4
Product: Chl4p
Exons: 1
Coding region: 163-1584 (473 amino acids)
Biological process (GO): chromosome segregation; CENP-A containing chromatin assembly
Source: RefSeq, a predicted model, not a curated record
GCCGAAGAUGCGCAUCACAAGACCAAAACAUCACUUCCACGAUACCAUUAAACACUGCCGAGAUCAAGACACAUCAACAAAGCUGAGACACCUUCUAGCCACUGCACUUGCAUACAGACUUUCAUCAGACAUUUUUAUCGGGAGCGGAUCCUCCUUACUGUCAUGGCACAGCCCACGCGUGGAGGAAAGAUAGGCCGAAAUAGGCCUCUGGCAAAACACAGAAACAUCUUGCCCAACACAUACGUGCCCGUAUAUACAAAGAAGGUACUCUCUGCGGUGCUCGGCAGACUUGCCAAGUCCAGCACCGUGGCCUUGGUGCUGCUUUGGCCCACACUAAAAAACACCCAGCCCGUGCGGCCGGAACACAUCGUCAUGUCACAGGCAGACAUCGUCAUGUCACAGGCAGACUUCGCCCGACAUGUGCGUGACACGGCCAAACAAAUGAAAGCUAAGAAAUGGACGAAGGCGAAAAUCAUCGACACCAUUCUUCUCGAUUUCUGGCCCCUGGGGCUCAACCUCCUCCAGCUUGCGCAGGUCGAUUGCCAGUUGAUUGUAGACAACCCCAACGCGUAUUUCUGGGUGCUGUCGACGGUGAAAGAUGCCUGGGACAAAGAGGUGCCCAUGCUGCUCGACCCAGCACUGUUCUUGGACCGGCUUGCGGCUCAGUUGAGUAACCUCUUCAUGUCGUACAUCUACGUGUGCAGGCACCCCACGUUCCCACUCGUCCUCAUCCGAAUCCAGGUCUUCGACCUUGCGCCAAACUCGGGCAAACCGCAGGGCAAAAAACUGCAAGUCACGCAGCCACACAUUUCUUCGCAUAGACCAUAUUUCUUGGCCGUUCCUAUGAAUUCCCCCCACCUAAUACACUCACCUGGAGACGACCUAGUCUCUCAGACCGUUUUGCAGGUGGUCGAAUCGAGCCUUGCUCGGGGACCAUCACAGGCCUUGCAUUUGGAAACAUCUCUGCACCAGAAGCCGAUUCGGUCCUUGCAUUCAAUGCAGAUCUUGAAGGGCAGCUCCAGAUUUGCACAUAGUUUGGGGCCCUGGGCCCCUUACGCCGAUGGAGCGGCGGACAUAUCCCCUCUAGCACGGCAUGAGCACCAUCUGGCCGUUAAAAGCAUUACAUCACGAGCAGAAACCUUCACAACAGACGAGCAAAAGCUCCAGAAACUAGCCAAUGUUCGAUUCAAGGGCACGCUUUCCGGAGAGAUCGUCUCCCAGCAACUAUUCGACAACCCGAGAGCCUCAAAGAAAAGGAAAGUAGUUGCGGAACAAGAUGAUGCGGAGACUCCUCGCACGAAAACCCCCUAUGCAUCACUCGCUCCAAUUAGCAUUGCCGAAUUCGAGAUUCAGGAACCCCUAGAGGACUCGGGGCCCUCUAAAUCAGACACGGCGACUUCUCAUGUGAAGAUCAAGUUUGUCGGCAUAGACGUAUUUGCUGGCAUGCACGAGCUUUCAGUAAGAAACACCGAUCUGAGGGCGUCUUUCAUAGAUCUAGAGACAUUGCCAGGAUGGCUCACGGGUGAGGAAGGCGAGAGCUGUGGGAUUGUACGAAACGGCGUCUUCUGCGCCAGAGACCCAUAGCUUGCGCGUGUGGAUGGACCAUUCAUACCCCCAACCGGUUCAAGUACGACUUUAUAGCAUCCAAGACAUUAGCAUCUUCAGCUUGC